Messenger RNA from Acipenser ruthenus (sterlet), 4535 nucleotides. RefSeq names its product thioredoxin domain-containing protein 5-like. Gene Ontology annotation, cellular component: endoplasmic reticulum. Gene Ontology annotation, biological process: protein folding. The transcript has 10 exons. Lineage: Eukaryota; Metazoa; Chordata; Actinopteri; Acipenseriformes; Acipenseridae. The record is from RefSeq and is a predicted model, not a curated record. Bases 316 to 1551 code for a protein of 411 amino acids. Gene Ontology annotation, molecular function: protein disulfide isomerase activity.
AGCUGCCAGAAACGGCUGCAUUGAUACACCUGUUGAAUCCUUUGAGUUUCGUUAAAUAAGUUAAUGAUAACAGGUAACGUCUGCAAUCAUAUCAUUGCUGAACCUGUCCUUCCUUCCUUGCCCUGCAGUACUACUAGUGGCGGCCAGCAAGUUCAGCUUUACGGCAGCAGUAAAGAAGAAUACUUUAAAACCUUACUCAGGCACAAAGGCAAGCCGGCAGCACUGAAUGCGAACGACAGAGGCUUGGGUUGAGAAGCAGCAUCAGCAGAGAGAAAUAAGUUACACUUGAUUCCAGUAUCUCUCUCGGAAAGCAACAUGGCCUUACAAACAAACCACAGCGGUGUUCUGCUGCUUAGCCUAGUCUGCUCUGCUCUGCUGUUCAGUCGGGUGUUCUGCGGAAACGAAGCCGAAGAAGAUGAACACUCGAAACAUUUGUACACGGCUGAGAUGUUCACUAACGCCAUUGCGGCCAGCCCGCACUUCGUCAUGUUCUUCGCUCCUUGGUGUGGCCACUGUCAGAGGCUACAGGGAACAUGGAAUGAGAUGGGGGACAAAUACAAUAAUAUGGAAAACCCCCCAGCCUAUGUAGUCAAGGUGGACUGCACUCAGCAUACCUCACUCUGCUCUGAGCAGGGAGUCCGUGGAUACCCCACACUAAAGCUGUUCAAGCCUGACCAGGAAGCAGUAAAGUACCAGGGUGCUCGUGAUUUGCAGACACUUGAGAACUGGAUGCUGAAGACUCUGGAUGAGGAGCCUGCUCAGCCAGAGUCUGAACCUGAGCCAACCAAAGCCCCUGAACCAAAGCAGGGCAUGUAUGAUCUCACAGCUUCUAACUUCAAGGCACAUGUUGAUCAAGGAUAUCACUUAAUUAAAUUCUUUGCACCUUGGUGUGGACAUUGCAAAGCCCUUGCCCCAACCUGGGAGCAGCUGGCUUUUGUCUUUCAGCACUCUGAAACAGUCAAAAUAGGCAAGGUUGACUGUACUCAACAUUAUGAGAUUUGCUCGCAGAAUCAAGUGCGUGGAUAUCCUACUCUCUUAUGGUUUAAGAAUGGAGAAAAGGUUGAUCAGUACAGAGGGAAGAGGGACCUGGAUUCCUUGAAGGAGUUUGUGGACUCCCAGCUAAAGGUUGCCUCGGAGCCUACUGAGGACGCUUCAGACAAUGAGGUGCAACAGCAAGCUGAAGAAGCUGCAAAGGAGGAGCACGAGGAGCAGGAGUCCACUGUCCUUACCCUGGGUGAAAGUAACUUUGAUGAGACAGUUGCCAAAGGUCUUACUUUUAUCAAGUUUUAUGCCCCAUGGUGUGGUCACUGUAAAAAUCUUGUUCCUACUUGGGAAGAUCUCUCUAAGAAGGAGUUCCCUGGUCUGACAGAUGUGAAGAUUGCCAAAGUGGACUGCACUGUUGAGCGGACGCUGUGCAAUCGCUUCUCUGUCAGAGGCUACCCAACUCUACUGCUGUUCCGUGCUGGUCAACAAGGUGACGAACAUAAUGGAGGCAGAGAUCUUGAAAGUUUGCAUAGCUUUGUGAUGCGCCAGGCCAGAGAUGAACUGUAGCACACAGUUGCCCCUUCCAGCUUUCUUUUACUACCAUUCUUUGCUUUCAGACCUUGGUUCUGUUACUGUUUUGUUACUGAAGGUAUAGGAGAAGAUGUGGUUAUCUGGACUGAUCUUUCAGUCAUUUACGUGGGUGAGAGAUGGAACUGAUUUAAUGAGUAGAUGAGUGUGUGUUUUUAUUUCUUAACUUUCAUCAGCAAGUCUACAACUGCCCGUUCUUCUCAUAGCGCCAAUAUAGUUUUAUUUCCUGGGUUCUUUUUUUUUUUUUAAUAUAAAUUCAUUGUUUGCUUGACUGUGAAGCUUAAAAGUGAAGGUAGAUAGUGCAGUACAGUUUCCUGCACGUGAGCAUUUUGGGUUGACUUUCCAGAACUGUUGAUUGAUUUGCUACAUUGUAAUGGCACUGUCUUACUUACUUUAACUCUUCAAUCAUCAAUGUAGAUUCUGAACUCUUUUUAUAUAUGCAGAUACAUUUUGACACACCAUACUUGACUACUGUAUUUUAUUUUUCUGGUAUGAAGUUAGAACAGACUUCUUGCCUAGCAAAGGCUUUGGUUUGUUCAACAUGCAGGUAACCAGAUUUCACUGUAUCAUAUCAUGCAUUAUUAUCUCCUCAACAUGAGUAAAAGCACAACUAUGGAUUUUGUACUGUGAGCAUUGGGCCUUAAUGACCCAGGAAGUAGCUUAUUAUAAACUUCUGUGUUUUUAGUUGUUGAUUCGAUGAUAUGGUUUAAUUUAUGUAGCUUCUAAUUAUUUUGCAUCUGGUGGGGCUUGGCUGUAAAGAGGUGGUACCUGUUUAGAAUAUGUUCUGUUCAUGGUAUGGAACUUCACUGUCAUUGGCCAUCUGUGCUUGGAAAAACUGACAUUCAACCCUUCUGUUUUAAAAGUGUACUUCUUCUGACCAGGGUUUGAUGUGUGUAAACUUUAAUUGCUUUUAAAACUGUCACCAUUUUACCACCAGAACUACGAAGUUUGACACAUGACACAUGCCUUAACCCCCAUCAGCGGCAAUAAUUAUGCUCACACGGAGGGCGGAAAUGGGAUGCCAAUGCACCUCACAUACAGUACAUAAAAGUGGUUAACUUAUAAUUUAACGCAAAAGAACGAACGAUAAAUAAUAAUAAAAAGUUACAUUGUACUUGCAAACUUAACAUGUACAAAAUGUUGUAAAACAAAAAUCAAACUUGCAUACAUAACAAAAAAAGAGAUAGGCUCUGUCUAUUCCCAGAAUAAAAUCGUACUUUUUCAAUAAUGUACUGUAGGAGAUAAGCAGGCUACUUAAAAAAAAAUAAAAAAAAUAUGCAGCAACCAAAUAGUGCUGGAAAACAUGUGUAUUAUAUACACAUACAUCAUUCUAAGAGGAAAUUGAGUACAUAUAACUAAUAUAAAUCGAUCAUUUGUCUACAUCUAUCCCAGCUCCCCUACAACUCUGUAUUAUGUAAGUAAACAGGAGCUACAUUUGGUAGCCUAUACAAUAUAUUUUUGACUGGGGAUGGAAAAAAUAAUAAUCAUAGUUGUUCAAUACUGUGCUGUAUCAAUAAAGAAUGCAAUUAUCAAACACAGUACUGGAAACUAAUGUAUUCUAAAUACUGUAUAUGCAGUUUCAUGAAAAUGACUAUUGGCUAAACAAAAAUAUUUAGGGCUAAUUCACUGCAUUUGAAGAUGCACCAUUUCUACAUCCCCUUCAGCUCUCCUGCAACUCUCAACAAUCUGUUCUGCCAGUAAGCAGGAGCUGUGAUUGUGGUAUGUGAAAAAUGUAUCUUUUUAGUAUCCCUUGGAAGGCAGAGAAACUAUCGUGUACUUUUUGAUUAAGUAUUACUCCAAUUUCCCCAGAGUCAGACAAGUCUGUAGAAGGUCUGUAGAAUCUGCUUUCUUAGAAUGACCUUAACGAAGGUGUAGGCAAUAUGUGCAUAUUAUUUAAUGCUUGGAAAAGAAACUGUGACAAGUGUUUGAUUAUUAAAGAUAGCGUUAUCUCCGUCACCAGAAGUGCCCUCGCACAGCUCCUUUAAUAUUAACUCUGCCAGCUAUAUGGAGCGUCUUGCUCACAUUGAUGUCUUGUAUGUCUAUAAUCUAAACGGAACUUAAGCUGUCAUCCAUAUAAGACUUAAAAUCGGUUUACUCAUUGGCCAUUAUAUUAUUAGUGUAUUUGGUGAUAUUAAUAAGGCAAUCAGUAAAUCACUCCAGGGGGAAUACCCCAUCAGGGUUGAGUUUUAAAGAGCAAUUAGAGCCACCUCUGUAUUUAGAUGAUUAAAACACACCCUGUUAUUUGUACUUUUAUAAUAAGUAAAUAAAAUAAGAGUGAUCUAACAUUUGCUGCCCCUUGUAUGUACAGUAUAUUGAUUGGUUCUAGGGCACAUCAGUUGUGUUCAGAUUUGUGUCUCAAUGUUCCUAUUACAGUAUAUUGUUAUGUGAAUGAUCUUUUCCUAUAUGCUAAGGAUUGUCUCCUGCAUGUAUUUUUCUUUUGUUUUCUCCUGUAUACUUUUUCUUUUUUCUUUUCCCCCUGCCUGAGGCACACACUUCUGCCCAUGUGGUACUGAAGUGAAAAGCUCUGCAGGCCAAAAGUUAAAUAGGAAGUGUAACAAAAUGCUUUCUAUUCUUUACCAUUGACUAACGCAACUGUAAAACUGCCUGGCUUAAAGUUCCUUAUAAAAAUACAGUAACAGUCCAAAAAUUUCCAGGGCUUUCCUACAAAUGUCAUUGUUUUAUGUGUGUGUGACAGUAUUUUUUAAAGUUAGAUUUAUGCCCAUUCAAUUAGGGAAACAAAUGACUGGACAGGAAAACACUUAAUGUCAGUAAAAAUCUUUAUGCAUAGCACAUGGUGUAAAAGACAUAUAAAAGUCUCCAGUGAAGGAAAGCUGUUUUUUUUUUUUUUGUUUGUUUGUUUUCUUUUUGUUUUUACAUUGCCCCAAGUACAAAAACAAAAUUGAUUGUAAAAUUGUUUACAUGACUUUCUGACAAUUUCAUAAUAAAUUUUUUCCAAAAAACUG